Messenger RNA from Oryza sativa Japonica Group (Japanese rice), 3552 nucleotides. RefSeq lists its product as uncharacterized. The record is from RefSeq and is a predicted model, not a curated record. Lineage: Eukaryota; Viridiplantae; Streptophyta; Magnoliopsida; Poales; Poaceae.
AGCUCUUCCCUCCCUUCCUCUCGUCGGCGCAGGUCAGGGCUGUCUCCAGAAGCUUCUAGAAUGGAAGCGCCGCCGCCGACACCGCAUCCCUUCGCUAGCGGGUGUCGUGGGCCCCACCACAACGGGCCUCUCUCUCUCUCCGUCUCUCUGGCAGUUGGGCCCCACCCCAACGGCCGAAACCUCAGCAACCGCCUCGCCGUCGCCGGCUACAUGUCUCCUCCCCCUCCUGCUCCGCCGAGAGAGACUUGCUCCCCACCCGCCUCCUCAUCCUCCGCCUCCGCCGCCACCUUCGUUCUCCGCUUCGGCAUUUCGUCGAACACCUCGCGCCCCUCCCCCUCGGCCGACCGGGGAGCGGUGCGGCGGGACCCAAUCCGCCGCCUUCUGCCUCGCGCCGUGACCACGUCCACGACGACGAGGACGACGCCGCCGCAGCAGCAGCACGUCUGAGGCUGAGGCCGAAGCCGCAGCUCCUCCCAUCCCAUGGCGGGUGUUGUCGUGGGGAGCAAGAGCAACCGGGACUGGUCGGACUGCGACGCCGCCUUCCGCGAGGAGGCGGGCAGGGCGAUCGUCGCGCUGACGGAGGAGGGCGAGCAAGGGCACGCGCACGGGCUCUCGCUCGCGACGGCGCUCGUCGGCAGGUACCCGUGGUCGCCACUCGCCCGCGCCAUCCUCGCGCGCUGCUACCUUCAGCGCAACAGUCGGCAGCAGGAGAGGGUUCAGCUCGAGCUGGCGGCGGUGCUCGCCCCGCGCUGCCCCCACAUCGCCUCGCUGCUCAUCGACGCGCUCAUCUCCAUGGAUUUGUUUGACGAGGCAGCGGAGGUGCGUGACCGCGCCCUCCGCGUGGCGGAGCCCACCGACCCGGCGUUGCACUACACCUUCGUGAGCAACCGCUACUCCUCCGCCGAUCAUCACGACAACCCCUUCGAUCUCGAGUACAGGAAAGCCCACGGCCGAGAGACGAUCCGCGGGCAGCGUGCGAGGAUCGAGAAGGGCAAGGGGCAAGCCGCGGCUUCACCGGAGCCCGCGUCCACGCCGGAGUGGCCGCCGGAAACCGUCGACCUCGGAAUCGCCGGCGAUCGCUGGAGCCGCAUGAGCGAGGAGGAGCGGCAAGCGCUCCUCAAGGUGAGUUUUGGAGAGAUGAAGUCGUACUGCCGCUCACGAGGGUUGAUGGAUAUGACAAGUAUGCUUUCCGAUGCUGAGGUGUUCGUCAAGAAGGGUUGGUCUUGCCCUUUCUGCUCCGGAAUGAUCUACGUGGAAUUCGCGGCUUUCAAGAGUCACAUCGAUGAGGAACAUAUUGUGGGCAAAGAAUUUCUGUCAUUAGUACCCGAAAGAAUAUCUGACAGUGAGAGGGAGCUUCUCAGAUCAUGGAGAUGGGAGCCAACCGAUGGAGAUGAUUUGGCAGGGAGGACAAAGAUCUUGCGCGAGGUUAAGGAAAUCGUCUUUGAGCUCAUUGAUUUGGAAGUCGUUUCUCUCAACCUUCUGUACAUCAUGCACAAGUUCAUAAUGAACCGGGUCAGGCCAGUAGCACCUUUGGUAGUAUCCAUGUGUGGGUCUUGUGGGAUUGGACAGUUGAGUUCCACACACCUUCAGGAACUGUGUGAAUUGCUCAAGCCGCUUAAGCUCGUUGUGCAGACCCAGAGAGGUUGGGAACAUCAGAAGCAUCACAAUGAUGAACAAGAGAGCCAGCAAGAUUCGCUCGUUGUGCAUACCCAUAGAGGCUGCAACCAUCAUAAGCGUCGCAAUGGCGAACAAGAGAGCCAGCAAGAUUCGCUUGUUGGGAUUACCUGGUCCCAAGAGACAGGCACACUAUCUUUUGAUUGUGAGAAGAUUGCAUCAAGAGAAACUGAUGGUUCUAGCCAGGCAGAUCGACUUUUUGCCUGUCUAUUAUCUGAACCUUUGCUUGAGGAUCCCAUGGAAUUGUGUUUCAGCAUGUGGAGAGAAUGUUUUGUUGAUGGACCUGACAUUCUUAACAACAUAAGUCGAGCAUUGGGUAAAGCGAAGCUGAAAUUCAGCUCAUGGGAAGAGCUAAAAGGAAUACAAGGAGGUGUUUAUUUCCUUCCUAAGGCCAUUUUUGAGAGAGAUAUUGACAUCAAGACUUAUUUUGAUUCUUGGAUUGGCUCUGCACGAGUUGAGAUGCUAUUAAUUGAUGCUGAGGUGGAUUACUGGAAGGAAAGUCUUCUGAAAACUUGUCAAGUUGAUUGCCUUGCGGUUAUUUCACCUAUUGCAAAGGCUUGCCUUUGGGCAAAAUUGGUUAAUGAUCCCCUAGAGGAUGCUUUACUUGCUCAUCCACAAAAUUGUCAUAAACCACAGGUUCCUUUGGAUGCCAUUCUCCGGUCUUUGUGGCACAUAAGGAGAUUCUGCGGUGAUCUCUGGGAGAUACCAUGUAUAUCCCCUGAUGUUAAAGCCAGAGUAUAUCGCGCUAUCUUGUUGCGUAUCUUCCGUUCUUGGGACCAGUGCAAAACAUGUGACCUACCUAGUUCAGCGAUAUUCAUGGUUGAUUCUUUGAGAAGUUUUGUGAUUGAUGAAAAGGCUGGAAACAUUUCUGCGUAUAGAGUUGUUGAAUCAAUCCUUGAGAGGCUGCACGUGGCACAAACUCCUUUGCAUUUUGAGUUCAAGGGUGAAUCUUUGGUGCCACAAACAGCAAUAGUGCCCAGCCUUCUGGGUUGUAUAUGCCUAGCACACAAUCUUUUUGGGUUGCACAUUAUUGAGAAGAAAUGCAACUGUGUGAAUGAGGUCCCCAUGAAAACCAAGUCUACAUUCUUCCACAGUAUUAAUUUGGGUUCUGUUGAAGGAACUACGUUGGAGUCUUUCAGUGAACUCUUGAAAGCUGUAGACAAGCAGUCAGUUUGUGACUUCAGGAAUGGUGGCUGUGGGCAUAGGAUUACCCGAUACCUAUGGUAUCCACCACAUUUUUUCAUGAUAGUUUUGAGAUGGCCAGACAACAAGGGAAACCAUAUUAACAUGCAUAAAGUAUUGAUCAGCCUAGCAGCGGAGUUGGACAUUAGUCAUAUCUACGAAGGUCUGCAAUCAGAAAGCAUGUACACUCUGGUUUCUGCAGUAUGCUAUGAUGAUGAGGGGCGGCAAUACCUCUGCUUUGGUCGUGACGAGGCAAGGUGGCUCAUACAUGACAGCACGACAGUCCAGCAAGCUGAAUCCUGGAAAGGAUUAAUCGACCGGUACAGUCAGGCCAAUCUCCGUCCUGAGAUCCUUUUCUUUGAGCAUGGCAGGAAGCGUGAUCAUAGACUGUUGCUGUGAUUAUCGAGAAUUAACUCCUCGAUCCUUCCCUGAAAAGAAAAAUUUAGCAAGUUUGAUGUGGCCGUAUAUUGGUAGGUUACUAGGUUACCAUUGAGGCAGUCCUCUGAUCCUCUCCUUGGAGCACAUCAAGGAGUUGCAACCGUUUAGCUGACUAUUGUUGUGAUGUUGAUUGCUGAGGCGUUGAGUAGAGACCGUAUCUCCUAUGUAUUCUCAUGUGUUUUGAGAUCAGAUCAUCAUGCCUAUGGGGCACAAUCUCGUAUAUGCUGGAGUUUUCAUGCUUUGCUUAGCUAGAACAAA